Messenger RNA from Eurytemora carolleeae, 731 nucleotides. RefSeq lists its product as uncharacterized. NCBI's taxonomy places the organism in Eukaryota, Metazoa, Arthropoda, Copepoda, Calanoida, Temoridae. The transcript has 2 exons. The record is from RefSeq and is a predicted model, not a curated record. Bases 65 to 436 code for a protein of 123 amino acids.
CUAGAAAAUAAUAUUUAUUAUUAUUUAUAAAUAUUAAUUUAUCUAUUUGUCUACCUAACACUUGAUGGGAAUAUAUACUGCAGUGUGUGCCAGGAAAAGUUCUAUAAGAAACCAUGUAGAAGAGAAUUUCGACAUCAACCAGAACGUAGAACCAGGAGGGUUCUACAAACCUGUUGUUGGUGAUGGGCUAAAUACUGCCGGUAAUCCUGAGGGAGACCUUCAUCCUCCCUCACCCUUCAAUUCUCCCUCUUCAACAACCUCAUCGAGACGAAGUUCCGCGCAUUCCACCGAGAGCGGUGGUACCUCGAACUUUAACGAGCAGACAUUCUUUCGGAGUCGACAAAAAGACGAUUGGGUGAUUGUCGACCUCAAGACUGUCACUGAUCCUAUGGAGAGCGCGUCAUUGAGUAGUCGCAGGCGCUUGUUUCUCCCAUAGAGCCAGGACACGUCUGGUCUGCGCUACAGGAAGCAAGUCAACUCUCAGUGCAAACCCAGGCGUACGCAACCAGAAGUGGAACUUUUGAUCGCCACAGUUGAGGAUUGGACUAUCGUGGAUUUAUCUCCUAAAAUGUAAAUGAAUGUCGUCAUUGAUUCUUUGAAAUAUUUGUAGCGCAAUUGUUAUGGGUUUUCCUUGCCGUGUAAUUUUAUGACAAGAACCGCGCCAUUUUUAUCUUGAAAUGGCGCAUUUUUUCAAAAAUAGUUUUUUUAGAUAAUAAAUGUUCGACAUGUUU